UUAUAAAGUCACGUUUAUAUUUAAAUUUUUUUCUUUAUAUUUUUGCUAUUGUUCUCUUUCUCAAGAAUUACUCCUUGUUUUACGUACAAAAAUUUUUGAUUCAACAGUAUUUAUAAUAAUAUAUUGAUAGAUACAUUUAUAUGGAGAUAUAAUAAUAUAAUGUAUUCGUUGACAAUAUUUGUUGGUCGGUUUAUGCCUGUGGUGGUCUUAUCUCUCGUAGGUUAUACAUACUAUGUCUUUGUAUUUCGAAUAUGUGUUAAUCGUUUAAUAGAUUAUGAUAAAAUUGCACAAGCUGUGAUAUAUCUGGUAAUUUACAACAUUUUGUUUGUAAUGACUUUGUUAUCAUAUUUUAGAAUUUUACUUCAAGGUCCUGGAUCACCUUCAAAAUCACCGAAACAAUCAGAGCAACAAAGAAAUUCACAUUCACCAGAUGAUGAUGUUACAGUCAAUGUAUCACAACCAACAACGUUUACCAUUCAUCAUUUUAAUCCUGUAACAAAUCCAAUUAAUACAUCAAAUGCUGAUGCCUUAUUACAAAUGGAAAAUGCUUUCAUUAAAGAUAGUGUGUCUCCAACAGUGGCAGCAUCAACUUCUAAUACUAACGCUGCUACUUCUAAUCCUUCUUCUUCAAGUAUAAUGGUUUCAAUGCCGAAUAUUUUUAUAAGUAAAAGGGACGGAAGACUAAGAUGGUGUGAUAGAUGUAAUUAUGUGAAACCUGAUAGAUGUCAUCAUUGUUCCGAAUGUGAUACCUGCGUGCUAAAAAUGGAUCAUCAUUGUCCAUGGGUUAACGGAUGUGUGGGUUAUUUCAAUUAUAAAUGUUUUUAUCUGUUCAUAGUAUAUACUUCACUAUAUGCUGAUUUUGCAUUUGCUGCUACUAUACCUGUAUUAGUGGAACAAUUAAAGGAAGAUAAGUAUCUUGAUAUACAGUUGAUUAUUAUAAUGAUAUUUGGAUUUAUAUUUGGUCUUUUACUUACAGGAUUUACAUUAGUUCAUACAACGUAUGUGCUGCGGAAUAGAACUACGAUUGAAAGUAUUUCGUUUCGUACAAGAACGUACAAUGUACGUGUACAAUUUGACGUUGAGAAUCCAUUAGGUUACGGUGUGACAACUACUCAGCCUGGUGAAAAUCUGUGGAAUCUUGGUUGGAAAAAGAAUUGGAAAGAUGUUAUGGGAAAUAAAUGGUGGUUAUGGUUUAUACCAUUUGGUAAACCUCCCGGUGACGGAUUAAUAUAUUCUUUUAAUCCUGAUCUACGAACUAGAUUAAUAGAUGACGCUAGAAGACAAUCUCAAGCACAAGAAGAUAGAAUGGCCAUGAUGAUGCAACAAGCCCAACGGAGUAACACCAGGGGUGGAACUGGAGGUGGAAGGAUAUUAUGAUAAUGAUCAAAUUUUUAACACUAAGAAACAAUUUUUACUUUGCUUAUUAAAAAAAACAAUGUAAAUUAAAAAAAAAAUUAAAUUAAUAUAGAAGUAAAAUAAUAAUAAUGAACAUAGUUUGUUAAAUGCAAUUUAGUAUUAUAUACUAUUUGUAUUCUUAAAAAUUUUACUUGGGAAUAAAUUAAGCAGUCGAAUCAAAAAUCGGAUAACUUUAUUCUACCUGCUCUACCAGAACAUUAUAAAUUAAAUUUUUAACCGGUCAGCACCGAAAUGGUUAGAAAUGGUUAGAUUUGAAAAGUAAUAAUUGUAAACGCUCCAAAACCCGUUAUUAUAAUCAAAAAAGUUUAUUAAUAUUUGAUUUCAAUGAUUUUUAUACAUUAUAAUAAUUAUAAAUUAUU
Messenger RNA from Rhizophagus irregularis DAOM 181602=DAOM 197198, 1775 nucleotides. RefSeq lists its product as uncharacterized. The record is from RefSeq and is a predicted model, not a curated record. Lineage: Eukaryota; Fungi; Glomeromycota; Glomeromycetes; Glomerales; Glomeraceae. Gene Ontology annotation, molecular function: palmitoyltransferase activity.